Rhagoletis pomonella (apple maggot) is the source of this 965-nucleotide messenger RNA. It is a transcript of the gene galla-1, whose product is annotated as MIP18 family protein galla-1. NCBI's taxonomy places the organism in Eukaryota, Metazoa, Arthropoda, Insecta, Diptera, Tephritidae. The record is from RefSeq and is a predicted model, not a curated record.
UUUUGCUGUGACAUUUGGUACAACAGAUGUUUUUUAACAACACAAAACACAAAUAUUUUGAUAAAUAACCACAAUUUAGGCAAAAGUUGGUAAAGGUCUCGAAAUAUUGCGUAUUCCAAGUAUUAAAAUUACAUAAGGCGCUGGGGACGUAACACUUUUAAAACAAAACUGAAAGAAGUAACAACAGCCGAGUGGCACUUUUGCCAUUAGCUUAAGUGGUAUUAGUUCAUUCACUCGCAUUGAUUAUGUUAUCAUUCAUCAGAAGGAAACUGUCAGAGUCGGAUUCAGUAAGCGGUAGUAACACAACGCUUGCGAACGGCCAGGCAGUCGGUACUAUAGAUAAUAUUCUUGCACAGAAAACUAGCCAAAUGUCCUUGAAUAACGAAGCCAUUCCCAUUGGGGAGGAUGCGUUGCUGCAGGAGUUGGGCUACAAAAAUGCAACCGAUCUCCAAGAAACCGUCUACGAUGCGCUUAGGACUAUACGCGAUCCUGAGAAACCUUGUACGCUAGAAGAUUUGAAUGUCGUCUAUGAAGAUGGAAUAGUUGUGCAACCGUCAACGAAAUCAAAUGUUUCUGUGGUACGCAUCGAGUUCAAUCCCACUGUUCCACACUGCUCUUUGGCCACGCUUAUCGGUUUAUGUAUUCGCGUUAAAGUAGAGCGCAGCUUACCGCAUAAUAUUAAAUUGGACAUUUACAUUAAGAAAGGCGCACACACAACGGAGGACGAAAUAAAUAAGCAAAUAAACGACAAGGAACGCAUUGCCGCCGCUAUGGAGAAUCCAAAUUUGCGCGAAUUGGUUGAGAAUUGUAUUAAGGAAGAAGAAUGAACUUUACCAGACUCAAUAUAUUCAUAAAUUUAACAAAUUAAUGGUACUAUCUUAGGGUUCCUCGUAUUAAGCUAAUCAAAACCAAUUAAUUGGGUCUUACACAAAUGUAUAUAUUUUAUUUUAUAUUAAAAAAAUAUG